This is a messenger RNA of Paramecium octaurelia, 780 nucleotides long. NCBI's taxonomy places the organism in Eukaryota, Ciliophora, Oligohymenophorea, Peniculida, Parameciidae. The record is from the annotation of a GenBank genome assembly.
UGAUGUCCGUUUAAAGUUAUUUAUAUGAAUAAGCUCAUCUCAAAGAAGAAGCUUCAAAAAAAGAAUAAAUUAGACUCAUUAGAUCAGUCAUUGAUAGUCUAGAAAAGAAUAGAAAUAUUAAAGAAUUAAAUGAAUAACUCUCUAAAUUAAUGGUUGGAUUGAGAACAUGUAUUAAUUAAUAAGAAAUAUCAAGUUACAUCAUUUAAUUAAUUUAAAUCUUACGAGAAAUUACCAAUAAUCAAUAAUUUAAAAAAGAAAUCUAAACUGAAAAUGAUAAAGCAAUUCUAAUUAAAAGAAUACAUGAAUUAGAAUUACAAGCCAAAGAAACUUAAUGGCAAUUUGGUAACUAUAAUUAAUAAUAAUUGUUUAGAAAUAAAAAUUAGAGAUCACCAAGCCAUAUAGAAGAUUAAAUAAUAUGAAGAGGAAUUAGAGCAAAUCAAAAAGUAUAAAAAUAAAACUCAAAUCUCAAAGCCGUAAUGCAAUUCUCCUCAAAAAAUAGAAUUAAAGAAUCAAAUCAAACUUAUGCAAGAUAAAAUUUAAAGCUUAUCUGAAAAAGAAAAGAAAUUGAUUCAAUUAGUAAAAGCAGUCAAAUCUAGAGGAAUUGAUGUUGAACAUAUUUAUAAAAACAUCAAUCAAAUAUCAAGUCAAAAUAGUAGAAUCACUAAAGACGAAACAAUAAAUGAUUUUGUUGAUAGUUCCCAUUCAGAUUUUGCAGACAUUUCAUAAUUAGAUGCUGGCCAAACUUUAAUCAAAAGAAACCAUAAAUUUUUAAUCGAUUGA